UUUAUUUCAAACCUAUAAACGUACAUAUCAUACAAGAAUGUCAGGGUCUGAAUCUAGCUUCACCCACAACACCACAACAACGUCGGAGCCGCCACCUUCACGACGACAUCGUUCACGAGCGUUGCUCUAUAUCAUCUUUGCCGUCUCACUGAUCUUCAAUGUUGUUUUAGCUGUCACCUUCGGCAUCCACACGCUGAAGCCAAGAUUGUCUCACCAAAGGAACACGGACGCAUCUUCUGUUCAGCCUGACCAUGUGGGGUCAAAUGCUGAUGUGUGUUUUACUUGUGGUCAGCUGGGUCCACUGGUCGAAUCUCAGGACACUCCCUAUGACGUCAUUCGAACCUCUGCGCAUCAUUUAUGCUGUCAAAGAAAGACGUCACAGAAAUGUUCAAGAAGGGUCGGACCAAUUGGACCCUCAUGCCAUAAAGACGGGCAACCGUGACGUCAUUCACUCAGGAUCCACAGGGGCACAUCUAGUCAUGGUUCCAAUCAAAGGGUCGCCGCCAGCAUGGACAGCCCACGAUGACUACCACAUGACCUUCUGUGCCAAUGUCGCAUGCGAUAACGGAACGAUCUGGGUACGAGACGCUGGGAUCUACCUCGUGUACUCGCACAUCACACUUAACGUGACACGUGGCUCCACAUACACCAUCUUCACACACAGAAUGCAACUUACCAGACGGAACAUGCCUCCUAAACAGCUUCUGAUGAGUAAGACCUCAUUCACACGAACAGCAUCUCCACAGCGAAACUCUUUUCUCGCCGCCGUUUUGAAACUCGAAGAACGCGAUUCCAUCGGCGUCCACAUACCUGAUCAAAACACUGAUCUGGUCGAGAAGGGUGGGUUUUCAAACUACAUGGGUAUAUUCAAAUUGUGAGGUGAGGUUGGGAUAUGAGGAAUAAAGACUAUUAUUGCACUUUUAUAGCAACGUGAGAAUGUUCACCAUGGAUGUCUUGCCAUCCUGACACUGGUAUAGCUUUGUUGUUGUUUUUCAAUGGAUACAUUUUGUAUGUAUUUAAGAUUGCAUGUGAACUAUUUUCUGUAAACUUAUUGAUUGUGUACUCCAAAAAGAAAUAACAUAACCCACAAAAAACAUUAAGUGGUACACAUUGGACAUAUCUUUUCUUAACGUACAUACUUCCCUAUAUGUUGCUACAAAUGGUUCGCAUUUAUUUUCUUCCAUACAUAUAUAUACUGCCAUCAAAGAAUCAAUGUUAGACUCUGAAGUAAAAAAAUAGUUUUUAGAACAAACAUGUUUGCAGCUGCAACAAUAUGCGAAAUUCAAGGUAUAAAACUGCUCACACACACACACACACACACACACACACACACACACACACACACACACACACACACACACACACACAUACACACACUAUGCUUUACCUUUUCUUCUUCUAGUAUAGCUUGGGGCGGUCGGGUAGCCUAGCGGUUUAAGCAUUAUCACGCCGAAGACCCGGGUUCGAUUCCCGACAUGGGUACAAUGCGUG
Haliotis rufescens (red abalone) is the source of this 1491-nucleotide messenger RNA. RefSeq lists its product as uncharacterized. Gene Ontology annotation, cellular component: membrane. Gene Ontology annotation, molecular function: tumor necrosis factor receptor binding. Lineage: Eukaryota; Metazoa; Mollusca; Gastropoda; Lepetellida; Haliotidae. Bases 252 to 878 code for a protein of 208 amino acids. Gene Ontology annotation, biological process: immune response. The record is from RefSeq and is a predicted model, not a curated record. The transcript is spliced from 3 exons.